Molecule: messenger RNA, 1334 nt
Organism: Drosophila ficusphila
Lineage: Eukaryota; Metazoa; Arthropoda; Insecta; Diptera; Drosophilidae
Gene: sea
Product: putative tricarboxylate transport protein, mitochondrial
Exons: 3
Coding region: 151-1104 (317 amino acids)
Biological process (GO): mitochondrial citrate transmembrane transport
Source: RefSeq, a predicted model, not a curated record
UUUUUUGUAGUACCGAUCAGUUGAGAUCCAACCGCUGCCCACGAUCGCCAUUCUCUCUGUCGCCUUCUCUUUGCUGCUGGGCAUUCCAAAAAUUUAAUUAUUUCGGUUUUUUGCAUUCUAACCUAAUUCCCCAACAAACGCCCAGUCAGCAUGGAACGUUCGGCCAUCUCGACCCUGGUCAGCCCCUACCGCCGGCGUCCAUGGAUGACGGAGAAUGGAGCUGCGGCCGCUGCCGGCGGUCAGGUGGGCCUCAAGGGCAUCGUAGCCGGCGGCAUUACGGGCGGAAUCGAGAUCUGCAUCACAUAUCCCACCGAGUACGUGAAGACUCAACUGCAGCUGGACGAGAAGGGAGCGGGCAAGAAGUACAACGGUAUCUUCGACUGUGUCAAAAAGACCGUGCAGCAGCGCGGCUUCCUUGGUCUCUACCGAGGUCUCAGUGUGCUCGUCUACGGCAGCAUUCCAAAAUCGGCGGCAAGGUUCGGUGCCUUCGAGUUCCUAAAAUCGAAUGCCGUGGACUCUCGCGGUCAACUGAGCAACUCCGGAAAACUACUCUGCGGCUUGGGAGCUGGUGUCUGCGAGGCCAUUGUGGCCGUUACCCCGAUGGAGACCAUAAAGGUGAAGUUUAUCAAUGACCAGCGCAGCGCCAAUCCCAAGUUCAAGGGAUUCGCCCACGGAGUUGGUCAGAUUAUCAAGGCGGAGGGCUUUUCGGGCAUUUACAAGGGCCUGACGGCCACCAUUCUGAAGCAGGGCUCCAACCAGGCCAUCCGCUUCUUUGUGCUGGAGUCGCUCAAGGAUCUGUACAAGGGCGAUGAUCACAAAAAGCCGGUGCCCAAGCUGGUUGUGGGUGCGUUUGGAGCCAUCGCUGGAGCAGCCUCGGUGUUUGGCAACACACCACUUGAUGUGGUCAAGACGAGGAUGCAGGGCCUGGAGGCCUCCAAAUACAAGAACACCGCCCAUUGUGCACUGCAGAUCCUGAAGAACGAAGGUCCGGCUGCCUUCUACAAGGGCACAGUGCCGCGAUUGGGACGUGUGUGUCUGGAUGUGGCCAUCACCUUCAUGAUCUACGACUCCUUCAUGGAUCUGUUCAACAAGGUGUGGGUGUAACCGCAACUGGCGAUCGUGCGACUUAGUUACUUAGUUCAUCCCCUCCCCAAAGUCCAAUCCUGCAUUUCUAUCUCUGUUCCCCUUGACCUAGUCGGCUGUUGCAAUAGUUUUUAGACCCGUGGCAUAUUCCAAGAAGGCAUUUUUAUACCCUGUAUACAUUAAUGGUAUAUGGCUAAAAAAUUAUACAGCUUUUUUAAAUAUUGCAUUAAAUUUGAAGUAUCUGUUUGAAA